CUCUCGGCGAGCUCGGACGGGCGCGGCAGCGGCAGCGAUCCCGUGCCCCUCGCGACUAGCGAGCUUCGGCGCCGGCGACCUACUGCCUCCGCCCGGCGACCUCAUCUCCCUCAACCACAGCCCCUCUGCCUGAGCCCAAUCUCGCAUCGCCCCCGACCAGCUCGCCGGCCAUGGACGCCGCCGGCGGCGGCCAGCUCUUCUCCGUUGACCCCCUGGAGCGCCAGGCCGCGCGGGGCCACGGCGUCGUCACCUCCAUGGCCGCCGGCAGCGACGUCAUCGUCCUCGGCACCUCCCGCGGCUGGCUCGUCCGCCACGACUACACCUUCGAGGACGCCCACGAUCUCGACCUCGGGAGCGGCCGCUCCGGCGACCACUCGGUGCAUCGGGUGUUCCUCGACCCCGGCGGCAAGCACUGCGUCGCCACGGUGGUCCACCCCGGCGGCGCUGAGACGUACUACCACCACGCGAGGUGGCCGCGCCCCAAGCCGCUCCCCCGCCUCCGCGGCCUCCUCGUCAAUGCCGUCGCCUGGAACCGCCAAUCCAUCACGGAAGCAUCGACCAAGGAGGUGAUCCUGGGCACGGAGAGCGGGCAGAUCUUCGAGAUGGCUGUGGAUGAGGCUGACAAGAGGGAGAAGUACGUGAAGCCACUCUUUGAGCUCACUGAGCAAAGAGAGGGCAUCAAGGAUCUGCAGAUGGAAACCGCCGUGGUUGGAAAUUCCACAAGGUACUAUGUGAUGGCUGUCACUCCAACGCGGCUUUACUCGUUCACUGGCAUUGGUUCACUAGAAACUGUUUUUGCUAGUUAUUCCAAUCGUGCCAUACACUUUAUGGAGCUCCCAGGAGAAAUACCUAACAGUGAACUACAUUUCUUUAUCAAGCAAAGAAGGGCUAAACACUUUGGAUGGCUUUCUGGAUCUGGAAUUUAUCAUGGUGAACUGAAUUUUGGAGCGCAACACAGCUCUACUAGUGGAGAUGAGAACUUUGUGGAAAAUAAGGGUUUUUUUGACUACUCAAAAUUGGGAGAUUCUGGAACUAAACCAAGGUCAUUUGCAUUGUCUGAAUUCCAUUUUCUGCUUCUGAUUGGGGACAAGAUUAAGGUAGUGAACAGAAUAAGCCAGCAGAUGGUGGAGGAACUUGUAGUUGAUAAUACACCUGAAACUUCAAGAGGAAUCGUUGGCCUCUGUAGUGAUGCAUCUACAGGACUUUUCUAUGCAUAUGAUGAAAGUUCUAUAUUCCAGAUUUCCACUUCUGACGAGGGUCGUGACAUGUGGCAAGUUUACUUGGAUAUGAAUCAUUAUGCUGCUGCUUUAUCCCAUUGUCGCAACCCUUUCCAGCGGGACCAAGUCUAUCUAGUGCAGGCUGAUGCUGCAUUUGCUGCAAAAGAGUAUUACAUAGCAGCUUCCUUCUAUGCAAAGAUGAAUUACAUCCUGUCGUUUGAGGAGAUCAGCCUGAAAUUUAUAUCAAUAGGUGAGCAGGAUGCUCUCAGAACUUUCUUAUUGAGAAGGCUUGACAACCUCACCAAAGAUGACAGGAUGCAGAUUACAAUGAUCUCAACUUGGGUUACUGAGCUGUACUUAGACAAGAUUAAUCGCCUCCUGUUGGAAGAUAGCACUGGCACCACUACAAAUUCAGUAGCAGAGUCAAAUAGCUCGGAAUAUCGUUCAAUAGUAAAUGAGUUCCGUGCUUUUCUUAGUGACAGCAAAGAUGUAUUAGAUGAAGCAACAACAAUGAGACUAUUGGAAAGUUAUGGAAGAGUGGAUGAGCUAGUGUACUUUGCUGGUUUGAAGGAGCAAUAUGAAAUCGUGGUUCAUCAUUACAUUCAGCAAGGAGAAGCAAGAAAAGCAUUGGAAGUGCUUCAACGGCGCAAUGUUCCUGUAGAUCUUGUGUAUAAAUUUGCCCCAGAUUUAAUCAUGUUAGAUGCUUAUGAGACUGUUGAAUCAUGGAUGAUGGCGAGAAACAAGUUGAAUCCAGGGAAACUCAUACCAGCAAUGAUGCGUUAUGUGAGCGAACCACAUGCGAAGAACGAAACACACGAGGUUAUUAAAUACUUGGAAUUUUGUGUGAAAGAUUUGAACAACGAGGACCCUGGGGUGCAUAAUCUGUUGCUAUCACUGUAUGCCAAGAAGGAGGAUGAAUCCCAGCUUUUGCAAUUUCUUGACACCAAAUUUGGUAAAGGACAAACAAAUGGCCCUGAAUUCUUUUACGAUCCCAAGUAUGCUCUCCGCCUAUGUCUUCAAGAGAAGAGAAUGCGUGCUUGUGUUCGUAUUUACAGCAUGAUGUCCAUGCAUGAGGAAGCUGUGGCACUUGCUUUAAAGGUGGACUUAGAACUUGCAAAGGCAGAAGCUGACAAAGUAGAAGAUGAUGAAGAGCUUAGGAAGAAGCUGUGGCUUAAGGUUGCUAAGCAUGUCAUCGAGCAAGAGAAAGGUGUCAAGAGAGAAAACAUAAAGAAAGCAAUAGAAUUCCUUUCAGAGACCAAUAACUUGUUAAAGAUCGAGGAUAUCUUACCAUUUUUCCCAGACUUCGUAUUGAUUGACGACUUCAAAGAGGAAAUAUGCAAAUCUCUCAAGGACUACAACAGCCAGAUUGAGCUGCUGAAACAGGAGAUGGAUGAUGCCACACGUGGGGCAGACAAUAUCAGAAGUGAUAUUGGUGCCCUUGCUCAGAGAUAUACUGUAAUUGAUCGUGAGCAGGACUGUGGGGUUUGCCGGCGCAAAAUAUUGACUGUUGGAGGGUUACAUCAGGUAGGAAGAAGCUACACAUCUGUUGGGCACAUGGCCCCAUUUUAUGUGUUUCCCUGUGGACAUGCUUUCCAUGCGAAUUGCUUGAUUGGACAUGUCACUCGUUGCAGUAGCCAGGCGCAAGCUGAGAGAAUAUUAGACCUUCAGAAACGGCUUAGCUUGAUGGAUAGAAAAGCAGCAAAAGACAAUGGGGCAAAUGUAAAUGGUGAAUCUAUUAUGAGCACCACCCCAGUUGAUAAGCUGAGGUCGCAGUUGGAUGAUGCUGUAGCAAGCGAGUGCCCCUUCUGUGGUGACCUGAUGAUCAAGGAGAUUUCACAGCCAUUCAUUCCCCCUGAAGAGUCGGAUGAAAAGGCAUCAUGGGAAAUUAAACCACAACCAACACCUCAGAAGAUUCUCCCCAUGACCAUGUCUAUAUGAGGCUAUGGAGUAUACAGCCUGAGAUGAUGGGUGUUGAAUUUCUACCAUGCUCGAUCUCUUUUUGUGACAUGGUCGUGCAUAACUUUUUGCUGUUGGUGGAUUUGGUUUUGAUAAUUGUCUACCCAGUUUGUGUAUUCGUUUGACCGGUGUAGGGUGUUCAGGUAGUUUUUGUAUAGAAACAUCAGUUGCCUCCCAUGUGAUUCUUGUAAAUGUAGCUAUUGUGGUGCCGCAGUGGAAGUAUCCACGACACAGUUUUGAACUGUAAGUUAAUGAACUGAAAUUGUACAAUAAUGAAGCAUGCUUGUUACAUAUGUGAAGAAAAUUUUGCAUUCUUGCAA
Molecule: messenger RNA, 3493 nt
Organism: Setaria italica (foxtail millet)
Lineage: Eukaryota; Viridiplantae; Streptophyta; Magnoliopsida; Poales; Poaceae
Product: vacuolar protein sorting-associated protein 18 homolog
Exons: 23
Coding region: 171-3155 (994 amino acids)
Biological process (GO): vesicle-mediated transport; intracellular protein transport; endosome organization
Cellular component (GO): endosome; HOPS complex
Molecular function (GO): protein-macromolecule adaptor activity
Source: RefSeq, a predicted model, not a curated record